Molecule: messenger RNA, 4020 nt
Organism: Mustela lutreola (European mink)
Lineage: Eukaryota; Metazoa; Chordata; Mammalia; Carnivora; Mustelidae
Gene: UCP1
Product: uncoupling protein 1
Exons: 6
Coding region: 262-1185 (307 amino acids)
Biological process (GO): response to cold; adaptive thermogenesis; mitochondrial transmembrane transport
Cellular component (GO): mitochondrial membrane
Molecular function (GO): oxidative phosphorylation uncoupler activity
Source: RefSeq, a predicted model, not a curated record
CAGGGAGCGGCCAGCUAUAUAAGCCACCCGGCGCGGGCAGGGCGCACGGGCGCAGCCAGCCUGCGCGUCCUGGGUUCUCCUGGCACUAGGGCGCGAAAGCGGGAGGCGCGGCCCGGCUCAGCUCUAGUGUAGCCGCUGCCCGCGAACCCCCUCCCCCGAAGUCAAGUCAGAAGCCGGUUUGCUGUCCGGGAAAUUCCACCUUGUGGCGGCCCGAGUCCAUCAGUCCUUGCGCCCGCUCGUCGCUCCGCAAUUUGAGCGAAGAUGGUGGGCCCCACAGCCUUGGACGUGCCCCCGACGAUGACGGUCAAGAUCUUCUCCGCUGGCGUGGCUGCCUGUGUGGCGGAUGCCAUCACGUUCCCGCUGGACACCGUCAAAGUCCGGCUCCAGAUCCAAGGUGAAUGCCAGACCUCCAGAGCCAUCAGGUAUAAAGGUGUCCUGGGAACAAUCACCACUCUGGCAAAAACAGAAGGGCCAGUGAAACUCUAUAGUGGGCUGCCUGCUGGUCUCCAGAGACAAAUAAGCUUUGCUUCUCUUCGGAUCGGCCUCUAUGACACUGUCCAGGAGUUCUUCAGCGCGGGAAAAGAAACAACACCUAGUUUAGGAAGCAAGAUCUCAGCUGGUCUGACGACUGGAGGGGUGGCAGUAUUCAUCGGGCAACCCACAGAGGUCGUGAAGGUCAGACUUCAAGCACAGAGCCAUCUGCAUGGUCUCAAGCCUCGCUACACCGGGACUUACAAUGCUUACAGAGUCAUAGCGACAACAGAAGGCCUGAUGGGCCUUUGGAAAGGAACUACUCUCAAUCUGACAAGAAAUGUCAUCAUUAAUUGUACAGAGCUGGUUACAUAUGACCUAAUGAAGGAAGGCCUUGUGAAAAACAAACUCCUGGCAGAUGACUUACCCUGCCACUGUGUGUCAGCCCUUAUCGCCGGAUUUUGCACAACGGCCUUGUGCUCGCCAGUGGAUGUGGUAAAAACCCGAUUCAUUAAUUCUCCACCAGGCCAGUACACAAGUGUGCCCAACUGCGCCAUGACAAUGUUCACCAAGGAAGGACCGCUGGCUUUUUUCAAAGGAUUUGUACCUUCCUUCUUGCGAUUCGGAUCCUGGAACGUCAUCAUGUUUGUGUGCUUCGAACAGCUGAAGCGAGAACUGACGAAGUCAGGGCGGACCGUGGACUGUGCCACAUAACCACCUUCAGGAAAAGGCGGUAACACACCAGGGGGAACCUUUGUUGACCGGAUAACUAAAAUCAAAAACGAAAACAAAACACCUGUUUCCCCUUAUUUCACCCUAAAAAGAUAAAGGAGUUCUGAUAAAGAGUUUUGGACUUUUCAAAGAAAAAUGGGUGUUUAUUUCCUGUGACUUUUAUUCUCAGUGUCUCAGGAAGGAGAAAGCAAAAUUCUCAGCAUGCACCUUAGCUCAUGCAAGGUGCAAAUAAGUGACUUCAUUUGAUUGGCUGUUUUGAGAGGGUGGGAGCCUUACGAUUGAAUAUGAAGAAAUUUAACGUUUUCAUUAUAAUUCAAGUUCACAAGAAAGGAAAACGGCUGCAUUUUAUGUUUAUAAAUACUUAAUGAUGAACAGUUCUCAAGAAAAUGCUGUUUCCUUUUAUUAACCCAGUUGUCAGUUAAUAUAUUCAGUAAAGUAUUCCCAGUACCUUUGAAUGUUUGCCAUUCGGGGUCUAUCUCUGAAUGUAAAAUUUGCGGUGCACUUCUAGCAAGUGAAGGUCUUUAGAAUCAACAAGCGUAAACUUACUUUGAAUGUAAUUGGCACAGAUUUCUAAUUUUGGGAGUCUGUGUUUUAUGGCAUUUAUAACAACCUCUAAUCUAAGACACUAUAAUCUUUUGGGCAUAUUGUUAUUACAAUCAUGAUAUCUGUGUCAGAAGUGCAGAAUUUUUGAGGCAGAAGGUACCUUGGGUGAGACAGAAGAAUAGUCUGGGAUUCCUAGUGAGAUAAAAACAAAUCUUCAUGGCAUCUUUCCAGCCAAGCUAAAUUCAUCAUUAGCACCUGUAGGAACCUUUUUCUUAUGCCCACAAACUGAGUGCAGAAGAAAUAGGGAAAGAAUAAACAGAUUAGAAAAGAAGUGUAAGACAAAACCCAGGCUUGUUUUGAGCCAAAACCGAAGAAUGGAGGAAGGUGUCAUUCUAUUUGUUUUCAUCAGCUCCGCAUUCUGUCUACUGUUGUGUUUUUCCCCCUUGACUUAUGAGGUUUCCCUGGUGCUUAUUUCCCCUGCUGUUAACUGUAAAAUGGUCUUGUAGCAGAGGUCUGCAGUAUCCCUCAUCUCUUUGAUCUCACCACUCUAGCGCAUGCGCGCCUCACUUCCUGUUGUCCUUUCGGCAUCUGUCUAGGGUCUUCCGGCCAGCAGAGCCAUCCGUGUGCGCCUGCGCAUGGCACACUCGAAGAACGGGAAAGAACACACCCCCUGGGAGCCGCCCUUGCCCAGUAACUGAUGGGAGUUUGUGUAUAAAUACUUUAGUCCCCUCGCCCUCACCCAAGAACUCAAAACCCAGUUACACAGUGUUAUUUUGCUUAAUACAAAACCCUUUAUGGGAUGACUUCAGUCCCCUCACUCCUUUACCAGUGUUUCCUGGGAUCACCGCCCAAAUGAAUGACAAAUCCUUAUUCAAGGUCUGAUUCUGGAGGAAUCCAAACUAAGACAAACCACAACCUUGGAGUAGCAUGCUUCUGUCAAAUACAGAAGAAAACAUAAAAGUUCGUUUCUUCGCAGUCAGGAAGUAGGCUGUAGUGACAAGAUACUGUCCCUUGAUCAAACUAUAGUCAGGCUUCUCUGAGCUGCCCUUUUCUACUAAAUACUCCAUAGGCAUGUCUUCAAGAGCCCAAUUUAACAAGAAUCGGACUGGAUAGGUUUAGCCAGAGUCCCUCACCCUUCAUAAAUACCACCCUUGACAACUGAUCAAAAAUUCCUCUUCUACCCUUGAUAUUGGAUCAAUUCUCUUGGAUUUUCUAUGUACACAUUUAGAUCAUUUAUGACUAACUUUUCUUUCAUUCCAUCCACUAGUUUUAUGGCACUAGGCAGAACUCUAGCACAAUUUUGAUUAGAUAUGCUGUGACAAUUUAGAUUAUUCAUCAAAUGUUCACUCUUUAGCCCUUCCUAAUAGAAUACAUGUUCCUGUUCCAUGGAUGUUGGACUUGACCAUGUGAUUUGCUAUACAACCAAGGGAAUGUGAGUGGACACGAUGUGAGCAAAGGCUUGAAAUACCUGUGAGCCAUUGGACUUCUUGUGUUUCUGCUGCACCAUUAAAGAGCAUACCUCAGGUAGCCCACUGGUCCCAGAUGAGUAGAUCACAUCAAGAUGACAGAAGCCAAAAACAUGACCUGUGUUUAAGUUUUGCUAACCAGGUAGCAAAGCUGCCUGGUUAGCCUACCCAUGUGUGAGGAGGGAAUGUUUGUUUUUUUGUAGCCACUAAGAUUUUUGUGUGAUUGGUUGUUAUGUGUUGUUAUUGUGGCAAAAACAGAUACAAGUGGUAACAUCCUUUCUUAAUUCUGAUCCUGAUGUUUUACCAUUAAAUAUAUUGGUUAGUGUUUAUUUUAUAGAUAUAAUUCAUAAAAUUAUCUCUUAUUUGUUAAGUUUUUAACAUGAAUGGAUGUUGAAUUUUUACCAAAUGCUUUUUCUGCAACUUUUAAGAUUAUGUGGUUUUCAAAUGUUAAUGUGGUAAGUUUCAUUAAUUUUAUUUUGGGAAUUAACCUGAGCUGCAAUUGAUCACACAUUAAAACAACGUAUCUAUAUGUAGCUCAUUAUUAUUUAAUAUAUUUAUUUCUGGACUUCAGUAGGUUUCUAUUUUAUUUAGCAUUACAACAUCUAAAAUGACACUGGCAUAUAAUUCUUCUUUUUCAUUGUUCUUGUUGGAUUUGAGUCACCAACACUAUGAAGUUUCAUUGUGUCUACCCUUCGUUAUGUAGAAGAGAUUGUGAAACUGUCAUUAUUUUAUUCUUAAAUCUGUUAACUUACCACUGUGGAACUGUGGGUGUUUUUUGUUUAAUUAACAUAUAAUGUAUUAUUUGUGU